CCGCCGGCCGGACCGGCACCGGCCGGAGGCAACUUGCCGGAGGAGCCCGGCAAGGCGCCCUCUUUACCAAAGCCACCUCUGUACACUACUCGUGGUCGUGGUGCCGUGCCACUGGCCACUGCCACGGCCCCCGGUCGUUCGUAAAGCCAGCCACUACGGGCUGCCGCCUCCCUUUAAAGCGCCGAGCCGUGGCGGUCUCGGCCGGCCCUUUCCCAAAGCCGAUCGAGCACACCGCCCACCCGGCCGCCCCCACCCGGUAAUCACUAGCUGCCGGGCCAGCUGCCCCCCAGCACCACGGUCCGGCCAUGGCCACCGUGCCGGAAGCGCGAGAGCUGCUGCUGCGCGUCCUCCUCGCUGCCGCCGCGUUCGCCUGCGCGGCGGCGGCGGCGGCGGGGAGUGGCAGCAAGGUGCCGGCGAUCUACGUGUUCGGCGACUCGACGGCGGACGUGGGCAACAACAACUACCUGCCGGGCAGCGCCGUGCCGCGGGCCAACUUCCCGCACAACGGCGUCGACUUCCCGACGUCGCGGCCCACCGGCAGGUUCAGCAAUGGCUACAACGGCGUCGACUUCUUGGCUAUGAACAUGGGCUUCAAGCGCAGCCCCCCGCCGUUCCUCGCCGUGGCCAACAGAAGCAACAACCAGGUCUUCAGAGGUCUCCUGGGAGUGAACUUCGCCUCUGCGGGAUCGGGCGUUCUUGACACGACAGGGAGCUCCAUCAUCCCGCUGAGCCAGCAGGUGGAGCAGUUCGCCACCGUGCAGCGCAACAUCUCGGCGCGCAUCAGCCAGGGCGCGGCCGGCGCCGUGCUGUCGCGGUCGCUGUUCCUCGUCAGCACCGGCGGCAACGACCUCUUCGCCUUCUUCGCGCGGAACAGCACGCCGUCGGACGCCGACAAGCGGCGGUUCAUCGGCAACCUCGUCUCGCUCUACCAGAACCACGUCAAGGCCCUGUAUGUGCUCGGCGCGCGCAAGUUCGCGGUGAUCGACGUGCCCCCGAUCGGGUGCUGCCCGUACCCGAGGAGCCUGCACCCGCUCGGCGCCUGCAUCGACGUCCUCAACGAGCUGGCGCGCGGGUUCAACAAGGGCCUCAGGGACGCCAUGCGCGCCGUCAGCUCGAGCUUCCAGGGGCUCAAGUACUCCGUCGGGAGCUCCCACGCCGUCGUGCAGAGCAUCAUGAAGCACCCGCAGAGGCUCGGGUUCAAGGACACCACGAACGCGUGCUGCGGGUCGGGGCGGUUCAACGGCAAGUCCGGGUGCACGCCCAACGCGACGCUGUGCGGCAACCGGUACGAGUACCUGUUCUGGGACCUGCUGCACCCGACGCACGCCGCCUCCAAGGUCGCCGCCGCGGCCAUCUACAACGGCUCGCUCCACUUCGCCGCGCCGGUGAACUUCAGGCAGCUGGUGGAGCACCAGUGCUAGGCUACUAGACAGGCGGCGGGGGCACCAGGCCCCCGUGUGGCCCUGUAACUUGUACCAGUGUGUGCUGUAGAAUUACCCGUGUUGGUGAGAUUGGUGUGUAGGAUACGCGUGGCUUGUGUUCACUCUGUUUCUCGUGGUUUAUUAGAUGGCGAUGGCGCUUGUGUGGUCUGGACUCUAAGAUAGCACGUCACCUCUCGUGUGUCAAAAAAAAAAAGCAUUUCACCUCU
Messenger RNA from Panicum virgatum (switchgrass), 1648 nucleotides. RefSeq names its product GDSL esterase/lipase At5g55050-like. Lineage: Eukaryota; Viridiplantae; Streptophyta; Magnoliopsida; Poales; Poaceae. The transcript is spliced from 5 exons. Bases 306 to 1421 code for a protein of 371 amino acids. Gene Ontology annotation, molecular function: hydrolase activity, acting on ester bonds. The record is from RefSeq and is a predicted model, not a curated record.